Molecule: messenger RNA, 2139 nt
Organism: Aspergillus ochraceoroseus IBT 24754
Lineage: Eukaryota; Fungi; Ascomycota; Eurotiomycetes; Eurotiales; Aspergillaceae
Gene: cp3
Product: carboxypeptidase C PRC1
Exons: 3
Coding region: 145-1806 (553 amino acids)
Biological process (GO): proteolysis
Cellular component (GO): fungal-type vacuole
Molecular function (GO): serine-type carboxypeptidase activity
Source: RefSeq, a predicted model, not a curated record
CACGACCUUCGUCUCUUCUUAUCUCCCUGCUCCCUCGUCCGUAAGUAACUGCUUCAUCAGUUGCUUCUUUCUGGGUUCUCUAUCUCCUAACUGUACCCAUCUCCUUUCUUCCCUUUCCCUUCACAUCGAUAUAUUUAGACCACAAUGAGAGUUUUGCCAGCGACCUUGCUCGUUGGAGCGGCCGCUGCGGCUGGUCCUGCCCAGCAGGUCUUGGGUGGACUCAAGGACUUCGGUAGCAACCUGCAGGACACUCUGCAGCACAACAUGCCCAAGCUGAGCAAGCCCCUUGAAGCCUUUGAAGAACAGCUCAAAACGCUCUCGGAUGAGGCUCGUGCGCUUUGGGAGGAGGCGGCAAAUGCCUUUCCCAACUCUAUGGAUCAUAAUCCCCUCUUCUCCCUGCCUAAGAAGCACACCCGUCGUCCUGACUCCCACUGGGACCACAUUAUUCGUGGCUCUGAUGUCCAGAGUGUCUGGGUGACUGGCGCCGGCGGUGAGAAAGAGCGAGAGAUCGAGGGAAAGCUGGAUUCUUAUGAUCUGAGGGUCAAGAAGACCGACCCAAGCGUCUUGGGUAUCGACCCCGGCGUGAAGCAACUCACCGGUUAUCUUGAUGAUAACGAGAAUGACAAGCAUCUUUUCUACUGGUUCUUUGAAUCUCGUAAUGACCCCAAGAACGACCCUGUUGUUCUGUGGCUGAACGGUGGCCCUGGCUGCUCUUCCCUUACUGGUCUCUUCAUGGAGCUCGGCCCCAGCAGUAUCGAUAAGAACAUCAAGCCCGUCUACAACGAGUUCUCAUGGAACUCUAACGCUUCCGUUAUCUUCCUAGACCAGCCUGUCAACGUUGGCUACUCCUACAGUGGCUCUGCUGUUAGCGAUACUGUUGCUGCUGGCAAGGAUGUUUAUGCCUUGCUCACCCUGUUCUUUAAGCAGUUCCCUGAAUAUGCGAAGCAGGACUUUCAUAUUGCCGGCGAGUCUUAUGCUGGCCACUACAUCCCCGUCUUUGCCUCGGAGAUUCUUUCCCACAAGAAGCGUAACAUUAACCUGAAGUCCGUCCUCAUUGGCAACGGCCUCACGGAUGGCCUCACUCAGUACGAAUACUACCGCCCCAUGGCCUGUGGUGACGGUGGUUAUCCCGCUGUCCUGGAUGAGAGCAGCUGCCGUGCCAUGGACAACGCUCUUCCCCGGUGCCAGUCCAUGAUCGAGUCCUGCUACAACAGCGAAAGCACCUGGAUCUGCGUCCCUGCCUCUAUUUACUGUAACAACGCCCUCAUUGGCCCCUACCAACGUACUGGACAGAACGUUUAUGAUGUUCGCGGCAAGUGUGAGGACUCUAACAACCUCUGCUACAAGGGCAUGGGUUAUGUUAGCGACUACCUAAACGAGGCUGCAGUUCGUGAGGCUGUGGGUGCUGAGGUCGAUGGCUAUGACUCUUGCAACUUUGACAUUAACCGGAACUUCCUCUUCCACGGUGACUGGAUGAAGCCCUACCACCGUCUCGUUCCUGGCAUUCUGGAGCAGAUCCCUGUCUUGAUUUAUGCGGGUGAUGCUGAUUACAUUUGCAACUGGCUUGGUAACAAGGCUUGGGCUGAGGCUCUGGAGUGGCCCGGCCACACUGAGUUUGCUGCCGCUCCUAUGGAGGACCUCGCGAUUGUCGACAACGAGCACAAGGGCAAGAAGAUUGGCGAACUGAAGAGCCACGGUAACUUUACCUUCAUGCGUAUCUUCGGUGGUGGCCACAUGGUUCCCAUGGACCAGCCCGAAUCUUCUCUGGAGUUCUUCAACCGCUGGUUGGGAGGCGAAUGGUUUUAAAUGUGUAACACGGAUGGUUGAUAAUAUAUCAUCUUGCUUCUCGCUAGAGCAUACGCUGGAACAUGAUUUUCUUUUCUUUUUUUUUUUUUUUUGGUUUACGAUAGUUUUGCGAAUUGCCUUGCCAAUGACCGGUUAUUAUAGUUUCCAUUGCUCUGGAUUCGCUCGGAGUGCAUACAUAGUCCCGGAUUUAGUGCAUAACUAGACAGGUUUCAUAGAGAAAUUCUCUUGGGUAUCUGGAACGUGUAUCUGUAGCGUAGACACUCUUGUCCCACGGGUUGGAAUCGCCUUGAAUGAUCGGAAGGCAAGUCGAGAAUGCCAUCUACGCCAAAGGCC